AAGGGAGUUGGAACACCUCCUUCCUGAAUGCAGCUUUUUCUUCCGACAAAAUAAACAAAAGUGGAGAAUUCAUUCCGAUCGGUGAAAAUAGGGAAGAAGCGUGCUCAGAAAUCGAAAUUUGUUUUUGAAAAGUUUUCUGGAAAGUAGAUAUGUCGAUAAGCAAUCCCAGUUCGCCGAUUUCGCGGAGUCCUUUAGUGGACAAAACGCUUGACGUAUAUCUCAAUAACAAACGUUCCCGCGAAUGCCUUCAGUGGGGAUCUAUCAACAUCGUUCUUUUGUCGAUUAUUUUCUUCGAUAUCUCCAGCAAAUGCCCGUAUUCUUUCUCCCAGUGGUAUUAUCUGGAAUAUGCAGCGGCGGGUAUACUCUCAUGCAGCGCAUUAUACUAUUUCGCUCGUUAUUUCUACUAUAUAUUCAGCAAAGAACCGUUAACAGGAACGGAAAAUCAACGCAAACUUCUGAAAUUUGAGGUGAAUGACAAAUCGUUUAUAAUAAAGACACCUAAGUCGAAAAGUAAACUUGAUACGAACACCACUCCAACAAAUGUAUUGUCGGUUAGUUUGCAUUCGUUCAACAAUAGUGGUCUCACGGCUACUUCGCCGGGUUGGGUUUACAAUCGCGGAAGCACACCUCAGACCCCGAUUGACCGAAAUGCCUCAGCGCAGAAUUACUCAUUUGAGGCUUCAUUCAAUGCAAGUCCCAACACUUCGUCACAUUUCUCUCCUUCACUCCGGAGGGCGGCCAACAAAGCGGACUUCAUUGUGGACGAGAAGGGUUUGCAGCAUUAUCUCAGGGAAGUUUCUAACGAAGAGAAGAAUAAUAGUUCUUACCUAGAAAAACUGAAUACAUCUGCGAGCGGAAUGAACUCAUUCUGGAAUAGUUAUAAGAUGGAUGAUAUGUCCAAUCUUCUGAAAACGUCUCUCUAUCAACUUUCACCUUCGGCUCCGCCUAGCAAACAAAUAAUUAAGGAGCACGAAAGUGGGUCAUACAAUCCAAUUGAUCCGGAUGUUAGCUCUGAGGUACUGAACAAAGUGUCAUCCGUACAACUUUCAAAUUACGUAGCAAAUCUGAGGAUGUGGAUAUCGCUAACAAUUCUCCAACGAAUAGUCUCGGAAAUGGAGAGCAUCGAUGCUUCUUUCAAGAACCGUGGUUUUUCGGACAUUCAGCUUGGCAGCGUAGGAUUGGAAAGGUUGAAGAAAACCGCCGAAAAUCAACAUUUGGUAACGAUGUACAUUCCGAGAUUACCACUUCUGAUUCCUUUCCUCGAGAUGUCCACCAAUCAAGAAUAUCUAGUCCAACGAAUUCGUGAUCUCUCUAAGGGGAGCUGCAUAACAGAUUACCGUUGGAAUUCCGGCUCGUCCUACAAGGGACUCAACUGGGACGAACACUUACCCACGGAUUCUGCUGUUAUUUUCCAUUUGUUCUGCACAUACAUGGAUAGCCAGCUGCGGCCACUACCUCAGCCCGGUGGUCGUCCGUUUUAUCAUCGAUACGUCGUUAUGGCCGAUAAGACCAGUCCAAAGGAAACACUGCUAGAAGUAAAAACCAAGAACAAAGCUAAAUGUGCCAUAUUGUGCACGAAUCCGAUGAAGCCAAAGUUCAACUUCAUCUCGGAUGAUAAAAUACACACCUGUGCUCACGAUCGCAACAACCUUUACUAUGUUAUAAUUCAGUUUCUUAUUUAUAUGAAAAAUAAUCAUGAAGGUUUAGUGGAGGGCAUCAACCUCGGGAAGAGUGGUAUCAACAUCUUGUGUGUUCUUGAAGACUAGCUUGGAAUUGCUCACAGCAAUGUGUUUUCAAAUGUUACAUAAAAUAUUUUUUAUUCAUAUACAUUCAUUAAUUCCGAAAACCCUGAAUAAUGAAAGUAAUGCUGAACAAUAUUA
Messenger RNA from Toxorhynchites rutilus septentrionalis, 1880 nucleotides. RefSeq names its product transmembrane protein 209. The transcript has 6 exons. NCBI's taxonomy places the organism in Eukaryota, Metazoa, Arthropoda, Insecta, Diptera, Culicidae. The coding region runs from base 150 to 1766 and encodes 538 amino acids. The record is from RefSeq and is a predicted model, not a curated record. Gene Ontology annotation, cellular component: membrane.